Messenger RNA from Durusdinium trenchii, 1212 nucleotides. The record is from the annotation of a GenBank genome assembly. NCBI's taxonomy places the organism in Eukaryota, Dinophyceae, Suessiales, Symbiodiniaceae.
AUGGCGCUCGAGCUCAAUGAGUAUAUCAACAGGACGACCGGCAUCGUGAAUUCAGCCCACGCAGCCAGGGGUGCGAAUCUACAGGAUCAAUUCGACUGUACUGGAGAGAUCAUCGAUGCUGCUAAUCAAAUGAUGAAUGCGGGCCAGAAGCUCACGGUUGAUGACAUGCUCGAGGCCGAGGCUGCGCCACGAAUACCAGAGCAUCAUCCCGAGCGCGAGUGGCAAAAGCAAGGCUUGAUGAUCAAUGCCUUGGCUCAUGCCGCCCGCUGGGCUGCCAGCGAUGCCAUGGACGGCUCCACGCCCUCAGCAGACAACGCCGAAGCCAGCGAACGCGGCGAAGAGCCGGAGGCACCCGCGCAGGGCGAGGAGGUCAUCAUUCAGGCUUUAAUCGACUCACUUCGCCCCAUGCUGCGGACGUUUUUGGCGCAGACCAGAAGGAAACCAAGAAAGCUCUUCGUGGUCUGCGACGGGACCAUCGGGUCGGGUAAGACGACAUUGCUCAAUGAGAUUGAAGAAGAUCGUCCGGCCGGCGUGGUGAUUCAUCGCGAGCCGGUGGAAGAGAAAUACGAGAAGACAUGGUGGCCACUAUUGACUCAAUUCUACCAUGCAAUGGAAGAGCUGAAGAAAUGGCAGACGAAGGAGGCUGCUCAGAAGGCAGAGACGGCGACCCGUGCGCUGGAGCACGCCAUCUGGAAUCAUCAUAAGACCAUUGCAUUGAAUCAAGAUUAUGAUGUGAUCUCGGAGCGAUGCUGCGAAAGCUCGUUGCGUGUCUUUUGUCAAACACUCUUCACCAACAAGAUCCUGCCAGAGGGCCUGCUUCGGGAGUUCCAGAAGGACUUCGAGGACAACGAUCUCAAACCGACGGUUACAAUAUAUUUCAAGAUACCAGUGGAAGAGGCCAAAAGAAGAAUUAAGGAGCGGGCCCGGUUUUUCGAGCAGGAUAUCGUGGCCGAGGAAUCAGAAUAUUUGCGGAACCUUGAGAAAGAAUAUGACCUGAUUUAUGGAGCUGAUCGACCGGACGUGGUCCCCAUCGAGGCCGCAGUGCCCGAGGGCCCCGUUGGGGAUAUGCGAAGUGCCGUGGUGGAAGCUUUGGAGACGAACCGAACCAGACUCACCAGGCAUCUUGAGGACCAGAAAUUUGAGUCUCCCCAUCGAGAGCUGGACAAGAUCAUCAGUUGGUUCCGUAAGAGAAACACUGCUAGCAGCUGCUAG